GUUAGGUGGACUGGAGUUGGCUUUUCUGUUGUGAUUUAUGUGGAGUGGUUCAAAACAGAAGUUAAUCGCUCGGAGGGGGGGAGGGGGCGCUGCUGCGCAGGCCCAGGAGCUUCCUCGAAUUUGUAACUCCACAUUCUUUCAGACCCAGACGGGCGACUCAGUUCCAACGGAACACUGUUCUGCCCACCACUGCGCGCCCCACGCACACCCCACGGAGUUCCUCCCACAGCUUCUCCGCCUUACAGUCGUGUUGAUGUAGUUGUAUAGGAGACUGAAACACGCGGAACUUAUGAAAACGCGGGGUACUUGGACUCCCCCUCCCCAGCUGCCAUCGCUGUUGGGUCCCCAGUCCCGAACGCCGCUGGGUCCCCACCAUUCAGCAGCAGCUCAUGGAAACAAUGAAAGGUGUCGUUGCAGCUUCCGGCAGUGAGACUGAGGAUGAGGACAGCAUGGACAUUCCCCUGGAUCUUUCUUCUUCAGCUGCCUCUGGCAAGAGGAGGAGGAGGGGCAACUUGCCCAAAGAGUCUGUUCAGAUUCUUCGGGACUGGCUUUACGAGCACAGAUAUAAUGCGUACCCAUCAGAGCAAGAGAAGGCAUUAUUGUCCCAGCAGACACACCUGUCCACACUACAGGUCUGUAACUGGUUCAUCAACGCCCGCCGCAGGCUCCUCCCUGACAUGCUGAGAAAGGAUGGCAAAGAUCCAAAUCAGUUCACGAUUUCCCGCCGCGGGGCCAAGAUUUCUGAAGCUGGCUCUAUGGAGGCUGCAAUGGGUAUCAAAAACUUCGUGCCAGCUCUAGAGGGGAGCCCGUUUCAUUCCUGCACAGCUGGACCCAGCCCCACUCUAGGGAGGCCAUUGUCUCCUAAGCCCUCAUCCCCAGGAUCGGUUUUGGCUCGCCCAUCAGUGAUCUGCCAUACCACUGUGACUGCAUUGAAAGAUGGGCCUUUCUCCCUCUGCCAGUCGGUUGGUGUGGGACAGAGCAUAGAUACACCGCAAAUGUCAGCCAACAACUUUACAGACACCUCUCUCAUGUACCCAGAGGACACUUGUAAAUCUGGACCCAGUACAAACACGCAGAGUGGUCUUUUCAACACUCCACCCCCUACUCCACCUGACCUCAACCAGGAUUUUAGUGGAUUUCAGCUUCUAGUGGAUGUUGCACUCAAACGGGCUGCAGAGAUGGAGCUACAGGCCAAACUCACAGCUUAACCCUUUUUCAAGCAAAACAGUUCUCAAAAAUAUGGUCCUGAUUGCCGGGGUGAUGGCAAGAGAUGCAUUAUUUUAUAUAUUUUUUUAUUAUUAUUUGCACAUGGGAUUGCUAAGAAGCAGCCUCCUGUUACUGAGAUGUCUUCAAUGGAAUACAGUCAUUCCAAGAACUAGAAACUCAAAGCUACUGUAGAAACAAAGGGUUUUCUUUUUAAAAUUGUUUCUUGGUAGAUUUUUCAUAAUGUGAGAUGGUUCCCAAUAUCAUGUGAUCUUUCCCCCUCCCUUUUCCUCUUUUUUUUUUUUUG
Nannospalax galili (Upper Galilee mountains blind mole rat) is the source of this 1510-nucleotide messenger RNA. It is a transcript of the gene Tgif1, whose product is annotated as TGFB induced factor homeobox 1. The coding region runs from base 390 to 1208 and encodes 272 amino acids. Gene Ontology annotation, molecular function: DNA-binding transcription factor activity, RNA polymerase II-specific; RNA polymerase II cis-regulatory region sequence-specific DNA binding. Lineage: Eukaryota; Metazoa; Chordata; Mammalia; Rodentia; Spalacidae. Gene Ontology annotation, biological process: regulation of transcription by RNA polymerase II. The record is from RefSeq and is a predicted model, not a curated record. The transcript is spliced from 4 exons.